This is a messenger RNA of Trichomonas vaginalis G3, 645 nucleotides long. RefSeq names its product protease family. Gene Ontology annotation, molecular function: cysteine-type peptidase activity; deNEDDylase activity. The record is from RefSeq and is a predicted model, not a curated record. NCBI's taxonomy places the organism in Eukaryota, Parabasalia, Trichomonadida, Trichomonadidae. The transcript has a single exon. Gene Ontology annotation, biological process: proteolysis. Bases 1 to 645 code for a protein of 214 amino acids.
AUGCUUGUUGCAUCCUUCAGUGACGAAGACCUGGAACGUCUCCGUCAAAAGGAGUCUGUUGUUGACAAAGUGAUUAAUUUCUUUUGUGAGCAACAGAGAUGCAAAUACAAAGAAAAUUCAAAAUUGUUUUACUUCAUGGAGCCUUGUAUAUCAGACUUGCUUUACCGCUACACUGUUGAGGAUUCAAGGGAAUUCAUGAAGACGAGGAAUAUCAAAGAACAGGAUUUAAUUUUCAUUUUUAUUUAUAAUAAUUUCCAUUUUUCACUUCUAUGCUGCAGACCAAAGGCCAAAAAGAAGUGCUUCAUUCAUUUUGAUUCCAUUAAAGGCGCAAACCAUAAAUACGCUUUAGAAUUUUCAUUAAAAUUCAUCAAUAUAUUUGACCUUAAAUGCGAUAAGAAAGAGGCAUUCGUUGAGAUGGAAUGCCCUCAGCAAAAGAACAGCAAAGACUGCGCAAUAUAUUCCAUCGCAUUUACAGACGCAAUCGCUUCAAAAUACAGCUUUUGCAGUUCUACCUUUGAAAUUAUUAAUCCAGAAUACAUUGAUGGGCUGAGAGAAAACCUUUACCGAACAAUUUAUCAAAGUCGGGCUAAACCUAAAUGCGAAAUGCCUGAAAUACAGAGCUCUCAUCAGAUCGGUCAAUCCUGA